GGCUUUGAGGCGGCCUCGGUCCUCGAGGAGACCCCCGACGAGGUGACAGUGGAGCUGGCGGAGAGCGGGCGCCGCGCCACCGUGCCCAAGGCUGACGUGCAGCGCAUGAACCCGCCCAAGUUCGCCAAGGUGGAGGACAUGGCCGAGCUGACCUGCCUCAACGAGGCGUCCGUGCUGCACAACCUGAAGGAUCGCUACUACUCGGGACUCAUCUAUACGUACUCGGGACUGUUCUGCGUCGUCAUUAACCCGUAUAAGAACCUGCCCAUCUACACAGAGCAGAUCGUGGAGAUGUACCGGGGCAAGAAGCGACACGAGGUCCCUCCCCACAUCUACGCCAUCUCUGAGACGGCCUACCGCAGCAUGUUGCAAGAUCGGGAAGAUCAGUCGAUUCUUUGCACCGGAGAAUCGGGAGCUGGGAAGACCGAGAACACGAAGAAGGUGAUUCAGUACCUGGCCCACGUGGCAUCGUCUCACAAAGGCCGGAAGGAUCACACCACGCCCAGUCCAUCCAUCAUAUACGGUGAGCUGGAGCAGCAGCUUCUUCAGGCCAACCCGAUCCUGGAAGCUUUCGGGAAUGCCAAGACGGUGAAAAACGACAACUCCUCUCGCUUUGGGAAGUUCAUUCGAAUUAACUUUGACGUGACAGGGUACAUCGUUGGAGCCAACAUAGAGACCUACCUGCUGGAGAAGUCCCGGGCGAUCCGUCAAGCCAGGGAUGAGCGCACCUUCCACAUCUUCUACCAGCUCCUGGUGGGCGCUGGCGAACACGUCAAGACUGACCUGCUGCUGGAGCCGUUGCAGAAUUACAAGUUCCUGUCGAACGGGUACAUUCCCAUAGCGGGACAACAGGACAAAGACAACUUCCACGAGACUCUUGAGGCCAUGACCAUCAUGGGGUUCUCCCAGGACGAGAUCACCGCAAUGUUACGCCUGGUCUCAGCAGUGCUACAGUUUGGAAACAUUACCUUUAAGAAGGAGCGGAACACAGACCAGGCCUCAAUGCCAGAGGAUACAGCUGCCCAGAAGCUGUGCCACCUGCUGGGGCUCAACGUGACGGAAUUCACCCGGGCCAUUCUCUCGCCUCGCAUCAAGGUCGGACGGGACUACGUACAGAAAGCACAGACCAAGGAGCAGGCAGACUUCGCGAUCGAGGCCCUGGCCAAGGCGUCUUAUGAGCGCCUGUUCCGCUGGCUCGUUCACCGCAUCAACAGAGCCCUGGAUCGGACCAAGAGACAAGGGGCUUCUUUCAUUGGGAUCCUGGACAUUGCUGGAUUCGAGAUCUUUCAGCUGAACUCCUUCGAGCAGCUCUGCAUCAACUACACGAACGAGAAACUGCAGCAGCUCUUCAACCACACGAUGUUCGUCCUGGAGCAGGUGGAGUACCAGAGGGAGGGAUUCGAGUCAGCCGUGAUCUACUUUGUGCUCGACGUGUGGUCUUGCGUCGAUCUGAUCGAGCGGCCUGCCAACACACCCGGCAUCCUCGCCCUCCUGGAUGAGGAGUGCUGGUUCCCCAAGGCGACGGACAAAACGUUUGUGGAGAAGCUGGUGCAGGAGCAGGGCGACCACCCCAAGUUCCAGAAAGUCCGGCAGCUGAAAGACAAGGCCGAUUUCUGCGUCAUUCACUACGCGGGCAGGGUUGAUUAUAAAGCUGACGACUGGCUCAUGAAGAACAUGGAUCCCCUCAAUGACAAUGUGGCCACUCUCCUGCACCAAUCAGCAGAUCGUUUUGUGGCUGAACUCUGGAAGGACGUUGACCGGAUUGUGGGCCUGGACCAGGUCUCGGGGAUGAGUGACGUGACGUUUGUUGGCUCCUCCUACAAGACCAAGAAGGGGAUGUUCCGAACCGUGGGUCAGCUCUACAAGGAGUCCCUGUCCAAACUGAUGGCCACCCUGCGGAACACGAACCCGAACUUUGUACGCUGUAUCAUUCCCAACCACGACAAGCGGGCCGGCAAGCUGGAGCCCCACCUCGUGCUGGACCAACUGCGUUGUAACGGGGUGCUCGAGGGGAUCCGUAUCUGCCGACAGGGCUUCCCGAACAGAAUCGUCUUCCAGGAAUUCCGCCAGAGGUAUGAAAUCCUGACACCCAACGCUAUUCCAAAAGGGUUCAUGGACGGGAAACAGGCUUGUGAGCAGAUGAUCCGGGCUCUGGAACUGGAUUACAACCUUUACCGGAUCGGGCAGAGUAAGAUCUUUUUCCGAGCCGGAGUGCUGGCUCACCUGGAGGAGGAACGGGACCUGAAGAUCACAGACAUCAUCAUUCUAUUCCAGGCAGCUGCUCGAGGCUACCUCGCUCGCAAGGCCUUCGCCAAGAGGCAACAGCAGCUGAGCGCUCUCAAAGUUCUCCAACGGAACUGCGUCGCCUACCUGAAGCUCCGCCAUUGGCAAUGGUGGCGUCUGUUCACCAAGGUGAAGCCCCUGCUCCAGGUGACCAGACAGGACGAGGAGAUUCAGGCCAAAGACGAGGAGCUGCUCAAGGUCAAAGAGAAGCAGUUAAAGGCCGAGAUGGACCUGACCGAACUGGGCCGCAAGCAUCAGCAGCUGGUGGAGGAGAAGAACAUCCUGGCAGAGCAGCUGCAGGCUGAGACGGAGCUGUUUGCUGAAGCCGAGGAGAUGAGAGCUCGGCUCGCCAGCAAGAAGCAGGAGCUGGAGGAAAUCCUGCACGACCUGGAGUCCCGUGUCGAGGAGGAGGAGGAACGGAACCAGCAGCUUCAGAAUGAGAAGAGGAAGAUGCAGCGGCACAUCCAGGACAUCGAGGAGCAGCUGGAAGAGGAAGAAGCCACGCGACAGAGACUGCAACUCGAGAAGGUGACCACGGAGGGCAAGCUGAAGAAGAUGGAGGAAGAUAUCUACAUCCUUGAGGAUCAGAACUCCAAACUGAUGAAGGAAAGGAAGCUUCUGGAAGAGCGAGUCUCGGAGGCUACAUCUCAGCUCCUGGAGGAAGAGGAGAAGGUAAAAAGUCUAUCCAAGAUGAGAAACAAGCAUGAAGCCGUCAUCGCAGACCUGGAGGAGCGUCUGAAGAAGGAGGAGAAGGGGAGGCAGGAGAUCGAGAAGCUGAAACGGAAGCUGGAUGGCGAAUCGACGGAUUUCCAGGAACAAAUCGCAGAGAUGCAGCAACAGAUCGAGGAGCUGAAGGCACAGCUGUUAAAGAGGGAGGAGGAGCUACAGGCAGCUCUGGGCAGGUAA
This is a messenger RNA of Rhincodon typus (whale shark), 3189 nucleotides long. RefSeq names its product myosin-10-like. The transcript has 25 exons. Bases 106 to 3189 code for a protein of 1027 amino acids. NCBI's taxonomy places the organism in Eukaryota, Metazoa, Chordata, Chondrichthyes, Orectolobiformes, Rhincodontidae. Gene Ontology annotation, cellular component: myosin complex. Gene Ontology annotation, molecular function: cytoskeletal motor activity; protein binding; ATP binding. The record is from RefSeq and is a predicted model, not a curated record.